Mugil cephalus (flathead mullet) is the source of this 1555-nucleotide messenger RNA. Its product is annotated as histone H2B 1/2-like. The transcript has a single exon. Gene Ontology annotation, molecular function: DNA binding; structural constituent of chromatin; protein heterodimerization activity. Lineage: Eukaryota; Metazoa; Chordata; Actinopteri; Mugiliformes; Mugilidae. Bases 62 to 433 code for a protein of 123 amino acids. Gene Ontology annotation, cellular component: nucleosome. The record is from RefSeq and is a predicted model, not a curated record.
GAUAUAAAAGGGCUGCUCUAAGCUCAGACUGUAUUCGGUUGAAAAACGUAAACCUUCAAUCAUGCCUGAUCCAGUCAAAGCACCAAAGAAGGGCUCCAAGAAAGCCGUCUCUAAGAGCGUGUCUAAGACCGGCAAGAAGAAGAGAAAGACCAGGAAGGAGAGUUACGCCAUCUACGUGUACAAGGUGCUGAAACAGGUCCACCCUGACACCGGUAUCUCCUCCAAGGCCAUGGGCAUCAUGAACUCGUUCGUCAGCGAUAUCUUUGAGCGGAUCGCCGGUGAGUCCUCUCGCCUUGCUCACUAUAACAAGCGCUCCACCAUCACCUCCAGGGAGAUCCAGACCGCCGUCCGUCUUCUGCUGCCCGGUGAGCUGGCCAAGCACGCCGUGUCUGAGGGAACCAAGGCCGUCACCAAGUACACCAGCUCCAAGUAAACUAUCAACUAUUUACUAGAAAUAUACAAAGGUCCUUUUCAGGGCCACGCACAUACAACUAAGAGCCAUAUUCCUUGAAUAACUUGUAUGGAGGCAUUUUCGCUUUAUUCUGAUAUCGAUCCGAGUAAAUGCAGGGUCAUCGCUGAUUAGUGGUGUGCGAUACUGAAUAUGUUGGUAUCGAUCCGAUACCAAGUAAAUACGGGCCAAUCGCGAUACUUUCCAAUAAAUGGAACUGGAUGUGUCAUUGAAUGCUAAAUCGUGUUUAGCAAUUGUUUUGUGACGUUUCCUCUUUUAGAAAAUAGUUUUUCUGUUGCCUCGUUUCCGGCUUGAAAAUACAGCCACACGCGAUUCUCUUCCGCUCUGCCAUUCUUCUGUUGCAUUUUCUCUGUGCGUGUGCUGAUGAACCUGAGCUGGCAACUUGAAAUAUUAAAUGGUUAAAACCCAUGACAGAAUUGGGACAAAGUUUAUCAAAUAGAAAAUGCUUUAUCAUUUUUUUCCAGAAAAACCUUAAAGUGUACACAAACCAGUUAACAAAUUAAACAAGUACCAUUGGGAACUAUAGUACAAAAACUGGUGAAAAUAUAAAUAUGUAAACAACCUAACAAUCCCCGAAGCCUUUGUGACCAAGACCAGUAAAUACAAUGAGGAACAGGUAUCAAAAGUACCAACAGAGGCCGCAAUUGACACAAGCAAAUUUUACAGGUAAGAAGAGACACAGCCGUGCAGUCAGUGAAUAAUAUUAAUUUACAAUAAUGAAAUGAAUGAAAAGAGGACCUAAAAAUAAACAGAUGGUUAUAAUUUUAUAACAAAAGUCUUAUUAUACAAUGACAACACUAAAAUGAGUACCAUGCCAACUACUAGAAUAAAAUGGCAUAAAUACUAGACAGGGUACUCACUGCGGGGAGUUUCCAUCACCAACCCCAACAACCACCAUGUGUGUACACCGUGAGUACUGCAAACCACUGCAAACUGCAACAGAAAGGGCAAAUCUACACACCAAUAAAGUGACCACUGCACUGCAAACCUACCACCAUGCAUGCAAUGUGUGUGUGUAUCCCAGGUGUACUCCCCGCAGAUCAUCCCUCUACCUAGAACAAAAGACAUAACAAAAUGUAGUAAAAA